AUGGCCACUCUUCCCCGCACAAUCAAAGCCGCCCCCGGCUCUGCGCUCGCCCUAUUUACUGCAGAUGCCCCGCCUCGCCCACACUCACAUGCCCCGGGCUUCGAUGCUGGCCUUAACUCAUCUGCGGCCUGGACGGAACACAUGGAGAGGUUCUCUCUUUCAGACGACGAACCAGAUGAUACCGAUGAUACCGACGACCAGGAGGGCCGCUCCGCCCGCGCGUUGUACUUUUUCGAGGGCAGGAUCGAGUUUAGGGAACUUAUCGUUGAGGCGGGAGAUGCACUGGAUAUCCUCAAGGAGGACGCCGGCGAUGGAUGGAGCCUGGCCCGUACCAAGGAGGGACAGAUAGGCCUGCUCCCGCGGACGUACUAUACUUUCACGACAGAUUUCCUCGCAGCACCCAAAGGCAAGCGACACGGCAAAGAGGUCUCCACCGGGUCGAUAACACCCAAAGCGUCCCCCAAGAAAGAAUCGACCCCCCUCCCUCUCGUCCCACAGAUAACGGGUGAAUGGAUCCCGAACCUCAUCCCGACCUUCCGCCAGAGCCUUCUCCGAGGGCGGAGCAUCAACCGCUUCUCCCCGUUUGUCACCAGCGGUGCCGAAGAUUGGGUCCUCCAUGGCGUCGACGAACCACUCGACAUUAACCCGCCCAUUGGGAUGGGCCACUCUCAUAUGCGCUCGACGACGAGCGCAAGCAUCACGGACAGCAAUAGGCUCAGUCGGCUCGUCACCGGUGGCAUCGACACACACUUUAUCGAUGCGGGCCCGUCGUGGCAAAGCCAAGUGCCCGAGUUCGGCGUGCUCGUGCAUUCGCCACAGACCCACAAGACGCCUGGGUCUGGUGGAUCGACAUACACGACGUACAGCGUCACCUCCGUUUUCCAUCCCCCGUCGGAACCCGAGCUUAAUGGGGAGGGCGACGGGGAGAAUGGGGUAGCCUCGGACGGGCUGCCGAAGGCAACGACGCCGAAUGGAUCAUUGCCGCCCACGACCGUCACUGUCCAGCGACGGUUCUCGCAUUUCGUGGUUCUGCACACUGUUCUUCUGAGACGGCUGCCCAGUAUUGCUCUGCCUCCACUUCCCGACAAGCAAUACGCGGGUCGUUUCAGUGCAGGGUUUGUUGAGGCUCGCCGAGGAGAUCUCGAGCGGUACAUCAAUCGCGUCGUGAAACACCCUCUUGCUCGGCAUACUGAAGUUCUGACGGCUUUCUUGGGCUGCGAGAGCGACGAUGACUGGGAUGAGUUGAUGCCUCGUUACUUGUCAACACUGCCUUCUGGGUCUUCAUUCUUCGCCCGUGUCUUUCAUCCCGCAUUUAACAUUGAUGUCGACGAAGCCUCGGAGACCGUUGAUAGGUUUGAGAGUCAUAUAAAGAAUGUUGGUAGGGGCGUUCAGGGACUCCGAAAUAUGUUUGGUCGGUACAGAGAAUCUAGACAAGUAAUCUCGCAAUCCGAGCGACUGCUUUCUUAUUCAAUGCUUAGCAUGAUCACGUCCAAAUCAUUAUCAUCUACACCUCCGAUGGGUAUCAGUGACGAGGAAGAUACCCACAGCAUCCAUAGCGUCAACUCGAAAGGAAAGCCAAAUGGCAUGCUGAACGAGGAGGGUGCUUGGUGCUGGCGAGAAGGAUGCACUGAAUGUCUGAAGCUGACAAAGGCUCUGCAGAAGACCUCAGAAACAUUGCAGUCUGUUGCGGGACUGUACGAUGACCAUGCUGAGCGAACGCAGCUUGCUACGCAUGAGGCUUUAAAAUCCGCUGCUCAUCCGUAUCCAUCAUUCGAAGGUAUCAUUGAUACACACCGAACUACCGUUUCUCGGCAUAAAGAGUCCAUGCGUGAGGGCAAGGCACGUUGCAUCCAUCAUGUGAAUGAGGACAUGGCCGCCCGCUGCGAAACCGUACUGAAUACGACGAUGGCCGAGAUGGAGGCCUACCACAGGCAGAAGGUAGACGACUUUGCGAACAUCGCAAAGGAUCACCUAGACGGCGAGAUUGCGUUUUAUGAGCAGGUGCUCGCCCGGCUGCGCACAGCGCGUAGCCAGUUCGACUCGCCGGCGUACGACGAGUUGGGCAAAUCCGCGAGGCAGCCAUCUCGCUAUGAACGCGAGCUGGACCACCCGCGGGUUGAAUCGCGGCCACUCACGCAGCCAUACCCACAUGUGUAUGAUUCGGCGCCGAUGAGGCCUGUUAGUGUUGCGAUAGGGAAGCUGUGGUGA
This is a messenger RNA of Coniophora puteana RWD-64-598 SS2, 2208 nucleotides long. Its product is annotated as PX-domain-containing protein. The record is from RefSeq and is a predicted model, not a curated record. NCBI's taxonomy places the organism in Eukaryota, Fungi, Basidiomycota, Agaricomycetes, Boletales, Coniophoraceae. Bases 1 to 2208 code for a protein of 735 amino acids. The transcript has 8 exons. Gene Ontology annotation, biological process: plasma membrane tubulation; endocytosis; endosomal transport. Gene Ontology annotation, cellular component: plasma membrane; cytoplasmic vesicle. Gene Ontology annotation, molecular function: phosphatidylinositol binding; protein binding.